Messenger RNA from Oncorhynchus keta (chum salmon), 1161 nucleotides. Its product is annotated as high mobility group protein B2-like. The transcript has 5 exons. The record is from RefSeq and is a predicted model, not a curated record. Bases 166 to 810 code for a protein of 214 amino acids. Gene Ontology annotation, biological process: regulation of transcription by RNA polymerase II. Gene Ontology annotation, molecular function: DNA binding, bending. Lineage: Eukaryota; Metazoa; Chordata; Actinopteri; Salmoniformes; Salmonidae.
AACUUGAAAUGCGUAAUUUCAGCCAAUCGUAUAUGACAAGCGGGAGGAGCUCUAAAAACAUUUAAUCAAGUUUGUGCGAACUGUCUCCCACUCACAAAACAGUGCGAAGGACUUUACAUUGGCACUCAUUGUAUUUGUGUGGCUGGAUAAUAGAAUAUAGCAGCCAUGCCGGGUAAAGAUCCUAAUAAGCCGAAGGGAAAGACUUCUUCCUAUGCGUUCUUUGUUGCGACGUGCCGGGAAGAACACAAGAAAAAACACCCAGGAACUUCAGUGAACUUUUCCGAGUUCUCAAAGAAAUGCUCAGAGAGGUGGAGGACCAUGUCUGCAAAAGAGAAGGUGAAGUUUGAGGACAUGGCCAAGGGUGACAAAGUCCGUUAUGACAAGGACAUGAAGGGUUAUGUGCCCCCCAAGGGAUCUAAGGCAGCAGGAAAGAGAAAGAAGGACCCCAAUGCCCCCAAGAGGCCACCUUCUGCAUUUUUCGUGUUCUGUGCUGAACACCGUGGAAGAAUCAAGGCUGAUAACCCAGGCAUGGGCAUUGGAGACAUCGCCAAGCAGCUGGGUCUGCUGUGGGGCAAGCAGACUCCCAAAGACAAGCAGCCACACGAAGCAAAGGCCGCCAAGCUGAAGGAGAAGUAUGAGAAGGAUGUUGCUGCCUACAAGGCUAAGGGAGGCGCAGGUGCAACUGCUAAGAGUGGCCCCGGCAGGCCAGCUGUUGGCAAGAAGGCAGCGCCCAUGGAUGAUGAUGACGAUGAUGAUGACGAAGAGGAGGAUGAUGACGAGGAAGAGGAUGAUGACGAGGAUGACGACUAAACUGCCUGGAAACUUGAGCUGGAGUAUUUGCAAACCAAUGUGAACCUUACAAUGUAACAUUUAUAGCAUUUUGGAUUUUUCAGAACAUGUACAGUGAUGUGCAAUGGCUGCAAUAAUGCAUACAGGGGUCAUAUUGUGCUGUCUUGUAAAUGAACAGCUCUUAUUCUCAAAGCACUGCUUGUUUUGUCUUUGGAUGGUGGCAUGUUCUUUUCUGCCCUAUAUUGAUAUCGUUUCCACUGCCGUUUUUUAAGAAAUGCAAGGAAAAAUGUGUAGACGUUUGCGACCCAUUUUUAAUGUGGAGUUUCAGUGUAGAAUGAUCUUUUUAUAAUAAAAAUUUGUUUUGUAUAUUGA